Messenger RNA from Didymodactylos carnosus, 676 nucleotides. Lineage: Eukaryota; Metazoa; Rotifera; Eurotatoria; Philodinida; Philodinidae. The record is from the annotation of a GenBank genome assembly.
ACAAUAUUAAACUACAUCCAAUGGGUUUGUAUUUAUAUCUUCAUUCUACGCACAUUCAUUCAUCAUUAAAGUUUACAAAGUAAAAACUUAGAAAAAGAAAAAUUCAUUUCUUUUGUUUUCGAUAAAAGCCUUGUAUAUAUGAGUACUUUUUCUCUGGGAAGCAAAAAGAAAGAAAAAACGUGACUAAUGUAAUUCCAUAUACAUGCUGUAAUCGGAAGAAAAGUUGAAUCAUACAAACCUACUAAAACAGUAUAGAAUUUUCGAAAGAAUUCAUUCUUUUUCUUUGUUAUAUCUGUAUAAAGACGGGAAAAAAACAGACCAAGAAAUAUUUCUCAUUCUAACUUUCAAACAAACGUACGUUUUAUACUUCAAAAAAUUUAAAUAGACGAAAAAAUGUAAGUAUGAUAAAAUUGAAAUUGAUAGAUCUUUAUAUUAUUGUCGUUACUUAUUGAUAAAUAGGGACGGUGCUGUUAACCAACAUUAUCAAGAAACGGAACAAAACAGAUUAACAGCGCAAGAUAAACAAAUGUUGGGCGAACAACCCAAACCAGGAGCAAAAGAUUCUGUAUUACAAGCAGAAAAAUUCGGAGGCGAUACACCAGCUCAGCAAGGCUCGGGAACAGCAACAACACUUGAUUCAGUCAGCGGUCAAUCAAAUCCGAAUAUUAUUUACUAA